Molecule: messenger RNA, 462 nt
Organism: Echinostoma caproni
Lineage: Eukaryota; Metazoa; Platyhelminthes; Trematoda; Plagiorchiida; Echinostomatidae
Source: the annotation of a GenBank genome assembly
AUGUCCUCCGGUAUUCCGAUCAUCGGUGCUAAUUGGUUCCCCUGCCGCGACCGGGUCGACCCAACCCCAAAGNAAAGUUUGACGUUGGCUAUUUGGACUAAGGAGAAGAAGCAGAAAAUUAUGCGCAUUGGCCGUCGGGGUAAAGAAUUCGGCUGCAAAUUCGAAAUAGUUGAAGGUAUCCAACGGCUUUUAUGCACUGGCCGUGGCUGCGUCGGAGGUCACGUGAGUAGCGGAAGUGUGGAACGUGGUCGAGAAUCAGACGGGCCUACCAUCAGCACAGACAUGGUCGGUUUAGCUCUAGAAACCGGAAUCACCAGCCCGUCCAGCAAGCUUUCCGGAAACAUUUCAGCCUUGGGAUUGUCUAUCGGCAGUGGGGCCGUUGGUAGCUGUGGUGCUGGUGGAGGUACAGGCUCCUCCUCGUCUCCUGCUUCCAGUAUGAUGCAGGGUAUGUUCGUAUUCUAA